GGUUCGGUACGACAAUGUGGGCUAGAAAAGUUAACAUCACUGCCACCGCCGCCACUGCACUGAGUUCACUCCACUCAGGGUUACGUACUCCGUUCCGAACUUCCGUUGGCGCUGGAACAUUGCAGUAAGACAGACAGGAGCAGGGAACUGCAGCAGAGAUGGCUUCCACCAAGGGUCAGGUUAUCAAGUGCAAGGCUGCAGUGGCUUGGGAGAGCAAGAAGCCUCUUACCAUUGAGGAUGUAGAGGUAGCUCCUCCCAAGGGAGGAGAAGUCCGCAUCAAGGUACUGGCCACAGGAGUCUGUCACACUGAUUCUUACACACUGGAUGGCCAUGAUCCAGAGGGAUUGUUCCCCGUCAUCUUAGGUCAUGAGGGUGGUGGCAUAGUGGAGAGCGUGGGUGAAGGUGUCACUUCAGUCAAGGAAGGUGACCAUGUGGUACCACUCUACAUCCCUCAAUGCUAUGACUGUAAGUUCUGCAAGUCACCCAAGACCAAUCUUUGCAGCAAGAUCAGGGCCACACAGGGCAAGGGAGUGAUGCCUGAUGGUACUUCGCGUUUUACCUGCAAGGGCAAGCAGCUCUACCACUUCAUGGGCUGUUCCACCUUUGCUCAGUACACUGUGGUGUGUGAGAUAUCUAUUGCUAAGGUGAACAAAGCAGCCCCAUUAGACAAGGUGUGUCUCUUGGGAUGUGGGCUCAGUACUGGCUAUGGUGCAGCUCUCAACACUGCCAAAGUAGAAGCUGGGUCAACUUGUGCAGUCUUUGGUCUGGGAGCUGUUGGCCUUGCAGUUGCCAUGGGGUGUCGCCGGGCUGGAGCUAAACGGAUCAUUGGUGUUGAUAUCAAUCCCAGCAAAUUUGAAACUGCCAAGACAUUUGGCUGCACAGAGUUUGUCAAUCCAAAGGAUCAUGAACGUCCCAUCCAAGAAGUGUUGGUGGAACUGACAGAUGGUGGCUGUGACUACACCUUUGAAUGCAUUGGAAGUGUGGAGAUCAUGCGAGCAGCCUUGGAGGCAUGUCACAAGGGUUGGGGAGAAAGUGUCAUCAUUGGAGUUGCUGCUGCUGGGAAAGAGAUUUCCACACGACCUUUCCAGUUGGUGACCGGUAGAGUGUGGAAGGGCUCAGCCUUUGGAGGUUGGAAGUCCCGUGACAGUGUGCCAAAGUUGGUGGAUGAUUAUAUGAACAAGCAGCUCAUGGUGGACGAGUUUGUGACCUUCACCAAACCCAUGGUAGAGAUCAAUGAAGCUUUCCAGCUGAUGCACGAAGGAAAGGCCUUGCGCUCUGUUGUCAUGAUGGAGUAACACUGGCUGGUUUGAUCCAAAAUAUCACUCAUUCAAGGACAGUUAAUUGUUCCUUAAAGAGUGCAUAUAUUUUUCAAUUAUCAGUUUUCAUAUAUUGCAAUUAUGUAGGUAUCAGUAGUUUUUUAUACUACAUUUGUAUUUACCUAGUUUCCACUUGUAACUUUUCCUCUUCAGUCAUUAUUUUUAUUUUCUUUAGACUACUAUGAUGGAUUUGCACUUUGAAAUUCAAUAGAAAAUUCUAAUUACAGUUUACAGGAAUUGACUUCGCAAUUUUAAAAAGUUGAAAUUG
Portunus trituberculatus (swimming crab) is the source of this 1584-nucleotide messenger RNA. RefSeq names its product alcohol dehydrogenase class-3-like (gene Fdh). Lineage: Eukaryota; Metazoa; Arthropoda; Malacostraca; Decapoda; Portunidae. Bases 159 to 1295 code for a protein of 378 amino acids. Gene Ontology annotation, molecular function: zinc ion binding; S-(hydroxymethyl)glutathione dehydrogenase [NAD(P)+] activity. Gene Ontology annotation, cellular component: cytosol. Gene Ontology annotation, biological process: formaldehyde catabolic process. The record is from RefSeq and is a predicted model, not a curated record. The transcript has 8 exons.